Peronospora matthiolae is the source of this 579-nucleotide messenger RNA. Lineage: Eukaryota; Oomycota; Peronosporomycetes; Peronosporales; Peronosporaceae. The record is from the annotation of a GenBank genome assembly.
AUGCUGCUGGGAAUAGGGCGCUUUGUGUUCCUGUCGCUGACGGACGUGGCGACGCUGCCGGCGCUGGUCGUAAUGAAGCGCAAUCGUCGACAUUUUGAGAUGUUCGUGGGCGUCUCACAGCUCUUGAUCUCCUUUUUCUUCAAUACUGCGGAGGCGUUUGACACGCAGCUGUUCCUCGGAGAAGACGAUUGGCAUUUUCUAUCGGACGUUGUGUCCGUCACCUAUUUUCUGCUGCUCUGCGUACACCUGAUGGGGUACAAGGAUGAGAACCGGAACAUCGUUCUGCGCUACGUGGCAUUUGCUGGCUCGUUGCUCUUCAAUACCAAGGACCGAUGGGACUCGACGUUCUACGAAGAGAUGCUCGUGGUCUGCUACCUGCUGGGAGUUGUCUACCGUCGAGUGUUUACCGUGAGCAAUGACAUUUCCCCCCUGAACAGGAAACAUGUUGUUUACGCGUUGUGUAGCCUUGCGGCAGCAGCGGUUGCAGCGAUUGGUUCUCUCGACCUUGAAGACAAAGAGAGUCACGUGGCGUUGGGGGUCACCAAGGGCCUAAUGCACGUGCUGGAUUGUAAGAAGUAA